AUGAGUAAUUUUGUGAAUAUCCACAUUUUUGAAAACUAUCAAAAAUAUAUUGACAAUGAGCAGGAGAUGCGAGAGAAAAUCCGCAUAAUUGUGCGUGAAAUAGAAAAAUUGGCUAAAGAUGCAACCAUCCAGCUGCAGGUGAUACACUAUGACUUGACCAAAAACUUCCCAGUUGACUAUGCAUGUGCCAGUGCCCGCAAACAAAUUUCCGAAUGUGCUGAAGGUUAUAAAAAGCUGGCUGAAUUGAUACCUGUUGGCCAGUACUAUAGGUAUUCGGAUCAUUGGACAUUUAUAACACAACGUUUGAUAUUUUUAAUUGCCAUGGUGGUGUAUUUGGAAGCUGGCUUUCUUGUUACACGUGAAACUGUCGCCGAGCUCUUGGGAUUAAAAACAAAUCAAGCCGAUGGCUUCCAUUUGGACAUUGAAGAUUAUCUAAUGGGCAUUUUACAAAUGGCUUCCGAGCUGUCACGUUUUGCCACCAACUCUGUGACAAUGGGUGAUUAUGAUCGCCCCCUGAAUAUAUCACGUUUCAUGGCCGAUCUGAAUGCCGGCUUUCGUUUGUUAAAUCUUAAAAAUGAUGGUCUACGCAAACGUUUCGAUGCUCUCAAAUAUGAUGUUAAGAAAAUCGAAGAAGUUGUCUACGAUAUUAGUAUAAGGGGUCUGCGUAAUGGUACGGUAGCGGGAGAUGAAGCCGCAGCAGUACCACCUACAGCUGAAGCUGUAGCAGCAGGUGAUGAUAGUCCGUUGGAUGAAAAUAAAACAGAAUAA
This is a messenger RNA of Musca vetustissima, 768 nucleotides long. It is a transcript of the gene trsn, whose product is annotated as translin. NCBI's taxonomy places the organism in Eukaryota, Metazoa, Arthropoda, Insecta, Diptera, Muscidae. Bases 1 to 768 code for a protein of 255 amino acids. The record is from RefSeq and is a predicted model, not a curated record. Gene Ontology annotation, biological process: RNA metabolic process. Gene Ontology annotation, cellular component: cytoplasm; nucleus. Gene Ontology annotation, molecular function: sequence-specific DNA binding; single-stranded DNA binding; RNA binding. The transcript has 5 exons.